Molecule: messenger RNA, 1871 nt
Organism: Penaeus monodon (black tiger shrimp)
Lineage: Eukaryota; Metazoa; Arthropoda; Malacostraca; Decapoda; Penaeidae
Exons: 4
Coding region: 100-1860 (586 amino acids)
Biological process (GO): protein O-linked glycosylation via mannose
Cellular component (GO): Golgi apparatus
Source: RefSeq, a predicted model, not a curated record
GCGGGAGGUGAAGGAGUGCCGCGUCGGUGCUGCGUGCUUUCCAGUGAUGGCCCAGAGAGGCUCGGGGAGAGUGCCACCGCUGCAGCUGGUGUGAGUGCCAUGAGGGACGGCACUGCAAAGAAACUGGUGGCAUGGGCGUGCCUGGGAGCCGGGACGGUGAUUCUAACAUGGACUAUUUUCACCAUGGGCAGCCCGCGCUGGCUUCCUCUCUCCAUCUCCGCCUGGAUGAGGAGAAAACCACUGCCAAGGACCCCUUCGGACCCCUGCCUCCCCCAGGCCAUGAGGCAAAGGUUGGCCUCAGAACUCGCCUCUCUUAGCAGGGAUAUUCUCGCACACGCAGACGAAGACCCGCAGCACAGCAAGUGGUCCGCUCAGCUGAACCUGAUCACCUCUGUCCUGGACCCGCGCAUGGGCCAGGAGGACCUCCGACCGCCGUCCCUCGUCUGCCCGGAGUCCUUCGACAGCGCCACCUUCACGGAGCUCGAGUGCGACUCCGCCCCGCCGCUCGCCCAGGUCCUGAGCGUGAUCCUUCCGGCCAGAGGAUGGGACGAGGACCGAGUGUCUCGCGUGGUGCAAGGCCUCGGGGAGAAGCACGACCUUACUGUCAUCCUCUUGUUGGGAAAGGACGACCCCGAGCCUCCCCGCGGUGAGAACCUCCUGGUCCUGCGUCAGAAUCAGUCCCUGAGUACUGGGGCGCUCCUCAACGAAGCCGUCUCCAGGGUGAAGACGUCCCACGUGCUGAUAGGAGACGGCCUUGUGCACUUCUCCUGGGACUUCUCCCCACUGACGAGGCUGCUCCGGGUGAUAGACCGCCUCCCAGCUGUAGGAGUCGCAGCAGGAGCCUACCGCGACGAGAGCGGGCGGUGGAGUCACGGCUGUCUCCAGAGGUCCAUCACGAACUACCACGCCACGUUCAUCCGCGGCUACCAGUACUCGGGCCAGGAGUGCAUGUACUGUGACGACGUCCUGGGGCCCUUCCUGGCGCCGGUGAGCCUUCUUCGACGCCCCUCCCUGGGCAACACGCUGGACGGGCCACUCCUGUAUCGAGACUGGUUCACGAGACUCGGGCAGGAGGGCUUCUUGUACCUCGUGUGUCCGGACGUGAUGUUCUUCGUCGAGGCAGAACCUGUCAUGACAAAAGAGGACUGGAAAGCGUAUGCGACCAUGUGGGUUCUUCAGAGCGUUAGUGGAUUCAACAACAAAGAGUAUGAUUUUUCAUGCACAGAGGUCCACAUAAAUUGUGCGAAUUUGCGUAGUAAGAUAAAUUAUUACCUAAUCCCACCAUGCUGCAGUGAUAUCCUAAUGAACGGCAUGGCCAUCGCUAAUGAAUACGCAGAGAUAACUGGCGUAGAGUACGAGAUGCAUCACGGGUCUCUCCUCGGAGCCGUCAAGUUGGGUUUUUACCUCCCGUGGGACUUCGAUCACGACAUCUACUUCGACUGCCGCGACAGGAGAGCGUGGAAGGCAAUGGGCACGUACCUGAAAAAGACCAAUUCCGGCUGCAGCUUGCGUUAUUCCUCGUCCAAGGUACCUUUCGUCAUUCAGUGCAAGACGUACUUCAUCGACAUGGUGUGCCGAAAGCCCCUCUCGCGCCACACUCUCCCCGAGAUCUACCGGAACGUGAGUACGUGGGUCGAGUACGGGGGUUAUCGGGUCCCCGUCAUGGCCAACCCCGGGGCCGCCGCCAGAGACCAGGCAGGACCAAACAACCUGCGUCAUGCACAACACUGGCGCGUGCCUGACCACCCCGAAGCAGGAGCGUGGCGACCCUGCCAGAAUCCCAUUAAGCAAGCAUGCCUUGAUCGCCAUCCUGCUGAUGGGAGUCUUGCCUUCAGUUCUCCUCCUCGGUGUUUACCUUAAUUUUUGUCUGU